Amoebophrya sp. A25 is the source of this 2198-nucleotide messenger RNA. The record is from the annotation of a GenBank genome assembly. Lineage: Eukaryota; Dinophyceae; Syndiniales; Amoebophryaceae.
CUGUGGAGAUGUUGAGGAUGGAAAGCGGAAACCCGAUGAGCCCUCCCUACUUUUCCCAUAGUCCUCGUUUCAUUUAAUGGAUUCGUAGGUCCCAUUCGAAUCGACUAACAUCAUCAAGGGACCGACUCUUUCUCUACAGUAAGGUGCCGCCCUUGUAACUAUUUUUGGGAUCACUCCUUCACUCACAAGAACACUGUAUUCGGGCCUUCGGUUUCUAUGUAUAGGGGGCAUUCCUCAUUUGCUCCUGCUCAGCAUGAAUUGAUAUCUUUACACAACUGGUCGUAGAUCAUAGAAGUAAUUGUCAUCGUGGACAAGAUGCCUCUGAAUGAGACCGCAUACCAUAACAAGCCAAGAGGGGCUAAGGAGACAGAUGGCUGGGUCUUCAACCGGUCGCAGCACACAGCACCACAAUAUGGCCUGUCCAAAUCAGGAAAUUCAAAGACGACCGCAGCUUGGCAAGGUAAACCUAAACACGACUAAUUACAGUUUUAUUGUUAAAUGUCCCGACUAGUUUCUGUUUCUUCGUACUACAUGGUAUCUAGUAUUGGAAAAAUGGGUCCGUUGUUAGAUGUACUAGGUGGAAUACAUAAAAAUAGUUUUAAUAAAUAUUUUCAACAUCUGAAGAGUCCUCGUCGAGUUGAUAGUCAUUUAUGCUUUUCUCAACUCAGAGUCACCUUAGAAGUCCUCGUCGAGUUAAUAGUCUUCAUUUAUGCUUUUCUCAACAGCUCGUUACGCGCAACGAGGUGUAUGGAAGCCGGUGCCGGCUUUUAGGGAUACCUACAUAGACCAACAGAUUAGGCAGACAACGUGGGUCCCAGGUGCCGGAACACAUAGAACUGGACGGGAGUUUCCUGUUUUUAACAAGAAGUUAUGGUCGGGGUGAAAGUGAUAGAGAGGCAUAGUGAUAGAUUCGAAAACUGAGAAUAACCGCGUUACUGAUAAUGAAAUAAGGGAGGCACUAGCUUAUAGCAUCAAGGCUACUCUUCCUUCUCAUCAGUAUCUCGGUUAUUUUCGUCUGUUACUCGCUUAUUUCCGUUUUUAGACUAGAUUUUUGAUUUUCUCUAAGAAAAGACGAUGUGGAUGCGAAUAGAUGCACGAAGGAGAGCGUGCCGAAUUUCACUUGGCCCAAGAUCAAGUCGGAAAGAUUCGAGUGCACUGUGGUAAUAUUAAUUGUCGCUUCAACUACUUCAUGUUAACUUAUUGUGGUACAUUAUUGAACGCGUGAGACGAUCGGGUCGCGCGCGCAAUAAUAAUAAUAAUAAUAAUAAUAUUGAAGAUAUAGGAGGACCUCUCCUUUCUCCGUUUUACGCCGCUCAACCUGUACAUCCACUUCAAGAACAGGGAUAGUAAUGACGCACGCAAUUAUUAUCUUUUUGAUGUUGAAGAGAUGACUACUUUUACCACAGUGCACUCCACCUCAACUACUGAGUAGCAUUAAAAACAUUAACAUUUUCUUUUUGAUGUCUCGUUCUCCCAUGGUUAGUUUGGUAGCAAAGUAAAAGUAAGGACUUGAAGAUUCUUGUUUCACCCAUCUUAUAACCCAAAACUUCUCCUCGACAGAAACUAUCGCGAUACCCAACCUCUCUCCUGGUUCCUGGACCUGGUGCCUAUGCUGCGCAGACGUUCUUAGGCGGCAACAAUGGUGGCAUGAGGCGCAAACAGAGUGAUGCGGGUGAGAAAUUCAACUACCAUUAAACAUGGAGAGUAGACGGUCCUCAAUAUCUAGCAUUGUACCGAGAACGGUCCUCAAUAUCUCGAGAAAGGACCUCAAUAUCUAGCAUGGUAUGGUUUUGAGAACUCUAUUUCUUAUAAUGUUUAUCUAUUUCCGUCUAAGUCUAACACGCUAAUGAUAGAAGGGAAACAACAUCUAUUGCUUAAAUCUUAUCAACAACACAUGUACCAUUACGUUUACUUGUCCAGAGCUGGCUGCGAACAAUCUAGCUGUCAUGAAAAUUUUUUUGGUCUGCUUAGUCUACUUAGAAAUAUGUGAGGAAAUCCACAACUUUAUGUCAUUCAGCAUUGUAACUCUGAAGAAGUGUAGUUACACUAGCACUUCUAUUGUUUUGUGUUUGGUGUAAGGACCAAAAUGCUAGCAAGUCUGCUUGUACGAUUUUUGUGACGAAUAUUUGAACACAAAUGAACAAGGACGUACCAUCAAGUCAGGGUCCUAUUUUCAAGAGCUUGCAAUUAUGAAGAAU